AUGGAUAAAGACACCAGAACUAUCCUUUUACCAAAAGGAACCACGGAAUAUGACCUUGUAGAAUUACCCGAUUACCAAGAUAUAACAAAGACAAGAAAGUAUGGGAAAGUAGGCGAUAGCAUAUAUGAGCUCAAAUCUAUCAAAGAGUCACCUAAAUCAAUCAUAUUUGAAUCAGGAUAUGUCAUGGAGAAUAGUGAAAUCAUAUUGUCUAGUAAGAUAAAUCCCACUUAUCUUUUGAUAUCCUGCUUAUUUGACUUUCAAAAAUAUAUUCUGUUGGAUGACAUCACGGAUAAAUUUCCAUGGAUAGAGCAUAUUGAUGAGAAAUACUUACUAGAGAUAACAGAUAAGAUUGAUGAGAAUGGUGAUAGUUUCUACAAGAUUAGUAAACCCAAAGUCACAGAUUACUUGAAGAAACGUAUUGAAGCAGUUCAGAAGACCUUAGAUCAAACGAAACUCGUCAAUUUCAUGAAAAUGGAAUUGUAUGUAAACUCAGAAAGUGAAGUCACCGAUGAAAUAUGGGCUUUACAAUUAUGGAGCACGUCAGUUAAUUUCGUAUGGGAUUAUCUCACCAUAUCCAAAUAUGGUGACUUCGUAGACCUGGAAAAAUUGAAUUCCCAUAAGGCUGAAGUCAGAAAUAAAUUAAAUAUCAACACCAUGAUGACCCAACAAACCACAACCAAGAAAGAAGAAAAGAAGAAACCUGUGAAGAAACCAGUUAAAAAAGUGGCAGCAGGAAGAGGUGCUUUGGAUGCAUUUUUUAAACCUAAAUAG
This is a messenger RNA of Yamadazyma jaroonii, 771 nucleotides long. The record is from the annotation of a GenBank genome assembly. Lineage: Eukaryota; Fungi; Ascomycota; Pichiomycetes; Serinales; Debaryomycetaceae.